Messenger RNA from Leptopilina heterotoma, 3195 nucleotides. RefSeq lists its product as uncharacterized. The record is from RefSeq and is a predicted model, not a curated record. NCBI's taxonomy places the organism in Eukaryota, Metazoa, Arthropoda, Insecta, Hymenoptera, Figitidae. Bases 504 to 1370 code for a protein of 288 amino acids. The transcript is spliced from 5 exons.
UUACGCGAGCCAUAUAGCUUUGAAGCCUCACCUUCAGUCGGUUGAACACAGAACUCGCGCAAUUCUUUAAUCCAGAACAAAUUAAGUUUUUCCAAUUAUACACACAAACUAAUUUAGAAUAUAAAUUUUCUCUUUUUUUCCACGCAGUCGACGCUGAAAUUUCUCGUGUUCAGGAUGCAGUGUAUUUAAUAAUUACAACGCAUUUAAAAAAAAGAAAAUUCAAAGUUCCUGGUGAUGACAAAAUUUUGUUGAAGAAAGAAGAAAAAAAAUUUUUUAUAGAAAAAUUUGUUACAAAAUGAUUUAUUGUGAAAAUGGAAUAGUGCAAGAUUUUAAUACGAGAUGAAGAGAAAUGAUUUGAGGACACGUGGUUUCUGUUUAUUUUAAAUGUGAGGGAAAUGAGAUUUCGAAUGUGCACGUGUUAUAUCGAGACGUGCGAAAAUUUUUGAUGAAGUUGGAAAAUUUAUCAUCUUUCUGGCCACUUAGAUUUGAAAUUGAGAAAGACUAUGAUGCGAGUGAUAAUAAUGUUUUGUUUCGGUCUAACGACCCUGAGGAAUUGCUACUCAUCAGAAACGGAGCAGAAGGAACAUCAUCGUCAAAAACGGUUGCUUUGGAUAACGAACGAUGGAAGGAUAGCUCUACCUCCGGGUACUAUAAUGACUAUCACUCCAACAUUAGCUUUGCCAUUCGUGAGGUACCCUCCUUCUGGAUUUUUGAGCAACAUGACCAUCAGUCUUCCUUUUACCAUUGAUUUCGACAAACUGGGAUUGACGGACAAUGAAAAUCCUUAUGGCGCGUUACCAACAGUCUUCGACAGAGCCAUGAAGAGUCGACAAGCCGGAAGAAUGAUGGCAGAUUUUAUUGCCACUUUCAUUAAACGACGAUUUCAUAAACGAGAAGCCCUCCAAGUGCCAAAGAACGCGUUCCAUGGGGGAGAAAGGGCUCUUCUAUACGGUACCGCUGAAGAUAUGCUAAGUACACUAGGUCUCGAUGGAAAAGCCUGUCUUCUUCGGGCAAUCUGCGAAGUUCAAGGUCAUCCUUUCGACAAUUUUGGACUCGUUGGCGAAAUGUUGAAAUUAUUUUUCACAGCCAGCAAAUCACCUUUUGCCAGUAUACUUCACGAAUACGUCGAGGCAGAAAAUCGAGGAAAAAUUGAUGGAGAAUGCUGGCCUUACUUUAAGGAUUGUCCAAAAUCAUUGUUCCUACCAGCGGAAAACAAAUACACAGAAAACGCGACUCAAGAUGGCAAAGAUCAUGAUUCAGAGGGGCUAGCGAAUGAAAUUUACAGCAACGAUGAAGAAAGAAGAGAGGAGUUGAAAGUAAUGAAGAGGCCGGAUGUACAAAGUACAAAUUACGCUCAUCCGUCGAUGUAAAUAUUGACAAAAAAUUAGUUUUCAAUUCGAGUGAUACACCAGUGAUAUCAAAGUGUGACAAUUUAAAUUGAUUUGUUAAAGGUGAAGUGAAUUUUUUUUAUAGUAUGAAUUUCAUAUUUUAUAGCGAAACUGCAUUAUAGUUUUUAAAUCGACUUGAGAGGAGGAGAGAAUAUUUAAAGUAGAGGAUGAUGGGGAGUUGUGAAAUAUACGUCAAUAUAUCAUCCGUUAUACACGGAAUAUGAGGCUGAAGAACGCGACGUUUUCAAAAAAAGAAAAAAACUGUUUCUAAGUCAGGUUGUUUCCAAUUUAGAUGUAUAUACACAAAAUUUGAAGAAAGUAACCUGGGACAUUUUUUCGUAUCUCUCAAUUUCAGUGAGCGUUGUGACAGCAGCGCUCCUUUCGGAGAAAAUAACUACUAUUGUAGUUACUAAACGAUCGAUUAAUGAAAGUAACUUAAUGCGCUGGUUACGAAAAUGAUAGUGAAAACUUACAAACAAUUUAUCUUUAUAUCAGUUCAUUUUUAUUACUUGCAUAGGCCACAUUUUAAAGUGUUGGCAAGUUUGUAGAAUCGUCGAAAAUACGAGAGAGGUCGAGUAAGUGGAGGGUUUCAUGGAUCCUUAGAAUGAUUCACAAAGGACAUUCUUCCAACUAUUGGUUGGAAAUCUGUCCCGACAACAAACGAAACAAAAAUACUUUAAUAAACUUGAUUAAGAAACAUGUUGUUGGCCACAAAAACUAAACCGUUGCACUUUAUAACAUUUUAUCACUCGGCCUUUUUCCAGGUUACCAAACCGUUGCAUUUUAUAACAUUUUAUCAAUCGGCCUUUUUCAAGGUCACCAAUCCGUUGCACUUUAUAACAUUUUAUUAAUCAGCCUUUUUCAAUGCCACCAAAUCGUUUUUAUUUAUAUCGGAAAAUAUUUAUUUUCAUGAAAAAAUGAAUAGUACAUAAAAUCCUUUUAAGUGAAAGUAUAUUUUAACCAGUUUUUAUGAUUUUUACAUUUUUCUCAAAAACUAAUAAAUUUUAGCAAAAAAUGAAAACAGAAUAUUGAAACUCACUGUGACGCGCUUUGAAAAAUGGUACAUAAGAAGAAGAAAAAUUUAGAUUAUAUUUGUAAUUUUUAGAAUCAAAAUACACAAAGGGAAUCGACUUUAAUAUAAACAAAGUACUUUUAAUUAAAAAUAUGAUUUAUUUUUUCCAUGUUUCUACUAUUUUACUAUUCUAACAUGUGCUACUUUACUAAAUGGUGCGCUUAUAUAAUUGUAUUAAAAUAUAUAAAAUUUCCCAAAUGUUUAUAAAAUUAUCAGCUUUUUUAAGUUAUGCUUUCAAAUUGAAAAUGAAUGGUGACAAAAAUUAAACAAACGAUUUUCACUUUUCUUAAAGUAAACGAAGUAUUUAAAGAAUGUUCUCAAUCUAAUAUUCGUCUCACAACUCUCUAUUGUCGCUUAAGAUUUAAUAUCGUUACCGAUAAUUUAAGCGGGACUUAAAAAAAUAUUUCCUUUUGUAACUAUAAUUUAUUGGUUUAGAAACUGCGAAGAUGUUAAUUGUAAAUAAUUUUGUUGUUUGUAAAUUUUAAAAAUAGUUUUCUAUUAAUUUUUUAAUAAAUUAUUAAAUUAUUUAUUUAUUUUAUCAUACAAUAGGUAGUUUAUAUAUUUAAAAAAGUAAAUACUUUCUAAGAGUUGAAAAAGACAAAAGAAUAUUCCCCAGUAGCACGUAAUAUUACAGCAAUAUUGAGAACACUGCCUUAACAUUACCAAUAUUGCCUCAAUGUUGUCAAUGUUACUGGAACAUUACGUGCUACUGGAGUUCUUUUUCAAUUUUCAAAG